This is a messenger RNA of Trifolium pratense (red clover), 1479 nucleotides long. RefSeq lists its product as uncharacterized. The transcript is spliced from 2 exons. The record is from RefSeq and is a predicted model, not a curated record. NCBI's taxonomy places the organism in Eukaryota, Viridiplantae, Streptophyta, Magnoliopsida, Fabales, Fabaceae. Bases 232 to 1176 code for a protein of 314 amino acids.
AACUGAAAAAAUCCUCCACCGUUCCUUAUCUCUUCAACUACUACAGUAUUCAUCAAUUAUGUAUAAAUAUGACAACAUUUUCAUCUUCAUAUAUCAUCAUAUAUGUGAACACCAUUUCAACAUUCAAACUACAUAUAGUAAUCAAAUUAGACACUACACAUAGUAUAUAAUAUACUUCUAUUCAUCUAUAGAUCACAUUGUUUGCAUAUUCUUAGUGGUGUCACAACACCAAUGAUAUUUCAGAGAGUAAUGGAGGCAUUUGAUGCUGAUGUGGCACUAGCACGUGGGAAGCGCUGCAGUGAGAGCAGCGGAAGCGAGCACUCACCUGAGAGUUCAACUGAUUUGUCUGAUCUCGUGUUGUCUUUUAUGGAAGACAACGAGAGAUCGGAGAAAAAAGAUGAUGUUUUUCAUCGCGGAGAUCGCGAUGAAGAAGAUGUUGAAAAAAUUGGUGAAUGGUGUGAUGACGAGAAAAAUGAAAUGUUGAAGGAGUUGUUUGGUGAGAAUGAAGAUGUUGAUGAGGACGAAAGAGAUGCUAAAGAAAUUAUUAGGAAGGAAGUUGAGGUUGCAAUCGGAGAAUUUAUUGGAAGUGAUUCGAUUGUUGAUGGAUUCAAACGCUGGUUGAUGUCUCAGUUAAGGGAUAAAGGUUUUGAUGCUGGGUUGUGCAAAACCAAAUGGGAGAAAAAGGGAAAAUUAACUGCCGGUGACUAUGAGUACAUUGAUAUCAAUAUGUCUGGAAAACGUUACGUAAUUGAAGUUUCACUAGCUGCUGAAUUCAAAAUAGCUCGUCCAACAAAUCAAUAUUCAUCCUUGCUAAAUAUUUUUCCAAGAAUUUAUGUUGGUAAAAUGGAAGAACUCAAAAGAAUUGUGAGAUUAAUGUGCUCUGCAAUUAAAGGGUCUAUGAAAAAAAUGGACCUACACAUACCACCAUGGAGAAGAAAUUUGUACAUGCAAACAAAGUGGUUUAGUUCUUACAAAAGAACAACUAAUGCAGUUGCAACUAAAAAUGCAACAUCUUCACAUUUUUCAGCUGAGUCAUUUUUUCCUGAAAAAUUUAUGGGGUUUGAAGCAAGGCAUGUGAAAGCAUAUAAUUGUAGGGAUGAUUAUGUUGGGAUUAAUAAUGGGUUUAGAAUUGGGAACUUGACUGCUGCAUUAAAUUCUGAUAACUUUGGAUUGUGAUCAUAGUUCUUUUUAUUUGUUCUAUUUUGUAUAGAAGUGUUUUUGAUGAGUGGUAGUGUUAGGUGCUUAGCAUAGAGAAGGGCACAAAAUGUGCUAGAGAACAAAUUUCUCUAAGCAUAGCUAUGAUAUAAUUUUUGCAGGCAAUUAAGGUUCAUUGUUAGCAAUUGAUUAUUUUGUUUGUUUAAAAUAAGUAUUGUGAAAUACUGAAAUAUAUUGUAAACGUAGGAUUGUUUCCUUGGCAAGGAUCAAUAGAGACUUCAUGCAUAAAUAAAAUAUCCAGAUGUUACCUAUUUAUUUUUCAAA